This is a messenger RNA of Linum tenue, 1614 nucleotides long. Lineage: Eukaryota; Viridiplantae; Streptophyta; Magnoliopsida; Malpighiales; Linaceae. The record is from the annotation of a GenBank genome assembly.
AUGGAGAAAAAGCCGCUGGGAGUGCUCGCCGCACUCGACGCCGCCAAGACCCAAUGGUACCACUUCACGGCCGUCGUCAUCGCCGGCAUGGGGUUCUUCACCGACGCCUACGACCUCUUCUGCAUCUCCCUCGUCACCAAGCUCCUCGGCCGCAUCUACUACACCGACCCCACCUCCUCCAAACCGGGCUCUCUCCCGCCCAACGUCGCCGCCGCCGUCAACGGCGUCGCCCUCUGCGGCACCCUCGUCGGCCAGCUCUUCUUCGGCUGGCUCGGCGACAAGCUCGGCCGCAAGAAGGUCUACGGCAUGACCCUCGCCAUCAUGGUCUUCUGCUCCAUCGCCUCGGGCCUCUCCUUCGGCCAGACCGCCACCGGCGUCAUCUCCACGCUCUGCUUCUUCCGCUUCUGGCUAGGGUUCGGCAUCGGCGGCGACUACCCCCUCUCCGCCACAAUAAUGUCCGAGUACGCCAAUAAAAAGACACGCGGCGCGUUCAUCGCAGCCGUAUUCGCCAUGCAAGGGUUCGGCAUCUUGGCCGGAGGCAUCGUCGCCCUCAUCGUCUCCGCCGCGUUCGACCACGCCUUCAAAGCCCCACCCUACGCCGUCGACAGGCUCGCCUCCCUCCCGCCGCAGGCGGACUACGUCUGGAGGAUCAUCCUCAUGUUCGGCGCCAUCCCCGCCGCGCUGACCUACUACUGGCGCAUGAAGAUGCCCGAGACCGCGCGAUACACCGCUCUUGUCGCCAAGAACGAGAAGCAGGCCAACGAGGACAUGGCCAAGGUGAUGGACUUCAAGCCCGACGAGGCACAGGAACAACAGGAAAAGGUUAAAACGAACACCGCCGCCAGCAACCACCAGUUCGGGCUCUUCACGCGCGAGUUCCUCAAGCGACACGGGCUCCACCUCCUGGGGACCACCUCCACGUGGUUCCUCCUCGACAUCGCGUACUACAGCCAGAACCUAUUCCAGAAGGACAUCUUCACCGCCAUCAAGUGGAUCCCACCGGCCGCGACGAUGAACGGGAUCCACGAGGUUUUCAAGGUGGCCAGGGCACAGACGAUCAUCGCGCUCUGCGGUACGGUCCCCGGGUACUGGGUCACGGUGGCGCUGAUCGACUGGAUGGGGAGGAAGAAGAUUCAGCUGGUCGGGUUCGUUGGCAUGACGGUGUUCAUGUUCGCGCUGGCGAUUCCGUACCACCACUGGACGCUGGAAGGGAACCACGUGUGGUUCCUGGUCUUCUACGGGCUGACUUUCUUCUUUGCCAACUUCGGGCCCAAUGCGACGACGUUUAUCCUCCCCGCGGAGAUAUUCCCCGCGAGGCUGAGGUCGACGUGCCACGGGAUAUCGGCGGCGGCGGGGAAGGCCGGGGCGAUCGUGGGGGCGUUCGGGUUCUUGUACGCGUCGCAGUCGACGGAUCCGGCGAAGGUGGAUAAAGGGUAUCCCACUGGGAUUGGGAUGAAGUGGUCGCUGAUAGUGAUGGGAUUCAUUAAUUUGGUGGGGUUUUGUUUCACGUUUCUGGUGCCGGAGUCGAAUGGGAAGUCGCUGGAGGAGUUGUCCGGCGAGAAUGAGGCGGAGGAGGAGGCCAAGGGCGGCGGCAGGGAUGUCAGUCCCGUAUGA